UCCCAAGUCCCAAAUAAAUAAAUGCUACACAGUACACAGAGACGUUUUCUUUCAUUGUUUGGCUUGGUAAAAUUAAUUUUGGCGCUUUUAUGUUAAAAGUUUAUAAUUUGAAAACAGUUACCGUAAAUGCGUACCCUGAUUAUACGCUUUAUAGUUGGGUAUUGCCCAAAUGUAUCAGCAGCAAUCCCAACGUUCUAAUACACACAGAUAUACACAAACAGCUAGAGAGCAGAGUUGCUGUGGUGGUAGAAUAGGAGAAUGAUAUUCUCAACUGCAACUCCUCGUCUUCGACCUUCCGAUAUGCUCAUGCAUUUUACGAUACCAAUGGAAAACUUGGGCAACUAUUAUGUUAUCGAGACUCGCAGUUCUGUGGUUUUUGAUCUCAAUCUGGUUUGUAUGCUUGUCAACUAUGCCGUCCAGCAUGUUGUCAUCAUAUUCACAUCUGAUCAUUUUACUGACGAUUAUGAUGGCAAUCUGAACUGGGUGACUUUUGCCGCAGCUCUGAUUUCUUGCAUUGGGACUGUUGCUUCUCUCAUUGCGAAAAGGAAUAGGCCACCACACAAGGGACGGUGGUGUAAGUUCUUACUCACACUGCUGUUGGUUGCAUCCUCAGGAUAUGCUCUCGAUGUUCAGGGUGAUCCAAGACCAUUGGCCUGUUUGAUUUCUAAUCUGCUGUUAUAUUUAAACAAGGCCAAUUCACUAAAAGAGAAGAGACGCAUCCUGCUGGGAGACAGGAGAGUGCCAAUUGUAGGAUUUCGCAUACGAGAUGAGGUGAUAAUUGCUGCUAUAGUGAGAGCAGAACAUGCACACCUGGUCGAUUCCCUUUAUCAAGGGGGCCGCAAUGUGGCUUUUUCGGUGUCAAGCGGAGAAGGGGUGGUGACAAAUAUAACUAUGAGGGAAGAGUAAACCUAGCCUCUCAAGUACUAGCCGUGAACUUUGUGGUACAGACCAAUCUGACCUUUUAUUACUCAUGUAGUAGCAUAUAGUUGCUCAAAGUAAGUUCUGCAUUAGGUCUCAUCAUGAAGCAAAUACUAUUCUAGUCUUGCUUUGUUUAGAGUUGUUGAUUGUAUUGGCGAGAUUGCAUGUAUAGAUCUAAUGUCUCUUCUUUUGAA
Messenger RNA from Daucus carota subsp. sativus, 1112 nucleotides. RefSeq lists its product as uncharacterized. NCBI's taxonomy places the organism in Eukaryota, Viridiplantae, Streptophyta, Magnoliopsida, Apiales, Apiaceae. Bases 259 to 906 code for a protein of 215 amino acids. The transcript has 2 exons. The record is from RefSeq and is a predicted model, not a curated record.